GAUAAGGAAAGACACUACUAACAUUUCGCAACACCUUGUGAAAGGGUUAAUCCCAUAAUAGAAUUUGUCACUGUCAUGUGUCUCCAACCACAAAAAAUAUAAACACGGGAGUUUCAUGUUGUAGACAUGACAAGAAGAACGAAGAUCAAAUAUUCUAAAGUUAAUUAUACAGAUGAAUGUGAAUUGAUAACACAACAGUCAGUGAUAUUAGACAACAAAAUCGCCUCAUUUUUUCAACAACUGAAGGCUCUGAUGCAGAGGAACAUUUUACUGAAGAAAAGGAACAAAAAACAGCUUAUCCAGGAAAUAUUUUUACCAAUCUACUUUGUUGCCAUAUUGGCUAUGAUAACGGCUUUAUCAAAACCUUCUACAAAACCAGCCAUUAAUCGGUUUCCUUUGAAAUCAUUGAAUGAUGCCACAUUCCAUUUCAAUGUUGCAAAAAAAAUUCUUGUUUCUCCAAAUACAACAAAUAUCGAAACCAUCAUGACACAUGUUUCAAAUCUCUUGGGUUCUGUACAGUAUGAGAUGUAUGGUGAUAUGAAAACAAUUGAAGAUAUCUACAGAAACAACUCUAAGGAGAUUGGGGCAGGAAUUGUUUUUAAUUAUCAGGGUGGUAAUGUAAUGGACUAUGCUAUAAGAAUGGAUUAUAGUGAUGCAUCUACAGAUGGAAACUGGUUAGCAUUAUCAACUGCUGGCUGUAGAAAUAGUUAUCAAUUGAAUGGUACAAUGGGUGGAUCACAGUGUCAAGUAAAUAAUUUUUUAACAUCAGGAUUUAUAUGGUUACAGAACGCAAUAGACACAGCAUUAAUAAGGGUGCACAAAAGCAAUUCAUCUGUUGAAAUGCCUGAUGUUUCAGUCCAACUUAUGCCUAAAGGUCCAUUCACUUCAGAUAUUUCUAUAAUGCAAACCCUUGCAUCUAUCUACUUUGUGUUCGCGUACUCUCUUUUCAUCAAUUUCCUGACGACUAACAUCGUGGCUGAAAAAGAGAAAAAGAUACGAGAAGGAAUGAAAAUGAUGGGUCUCAGAGAUAUUGUAUUUUGGUUAUCAUGGUCAUUGAUAUAUGCCAUUCUCAUACUUUUUGUCACAAUAAUAGUCAUAAUUAUAGCUUACGCUUCAAAUUUUUUACCACAUAGUAACAUUUUUCUGCUUUUCCUCAUGUUAUUUUUAUACGGACUCUCAAUUAUAAACCUCGCUUUCUUACUAACGCCAUUCUUUAAGAAAGCUAAAGUGGCAGGAAUUGUUGCAGUAUUUUCUACUGUUAUCAUCAGUUGCUUGUAUUUUGCUGUGAGAUUGACAAGAACUCAAACUGUGGAUGGAUAUUCGUAUUCUGUUGGAGCUGGCGGUCAAGUAGCAUUGUGCUUUCUUUCUCCUGUUGCUCUUGCUCUAGCUGUGGAUCAGGGACUUUUCUUGGAUGUUGCAAAAGGUGGUAUGACAUUUGAAACUGCAACAUUAGGUGAAUUUCCCCUCUAUAUACCCAUAUUGAUGUUAUUUGUUGAUUUUAUACUGUAUGGAUUGCUGGCAUUUUAUUUAGAUCAUGUUAUUCCAGGAGAGUAUGGUGUACGGUAUAAACCAUGGUAUUGUUUAUUACCAUCCUAUUGGUGUCAGAGUAAAAAGAGCAACUAUGAUAUACAGUCCUUAAUAGACAAUCAGCAUAUAACGCAUCAUAGUGAUAUGACACAUGACGAAGAUGUAGAAGAUGUUCCUCGAGAAAUGGAAGAAAAGGCUUCUAUUAGGUUGUAUAAUAUAGGUAAAACAUUUCCUGGUAAAGAAAAGGGUGAAACAAUAGAUGCUGUAAAUGGAAUAUCAUUAGAUAUAUAUGAGGGUCAAAUAACUGGAUUAUUGGGUCAUAAUGGUGCUGGUAAAACAACCUUAUUAAAUAUGUUGUAUGGUUUAAUUCCUACUACUAGUGGUGGUGCUAUUAUCAAUAAUUUAGAUGUAUCUGAUAGCAGUGAUAUGGAGAAGAUAAGAACUAUGUGUGGUAUUUGUCCUCAACAUAAUAUAUUGUAUGAUGAGUUAUCAUGCAAAGAACAUCUGCGUGUAUUUGCGGGUAUUAAGGGUGUACCUUCCAAUAAUGUAGAGUCAGUGAUAAAGCAGUCAUUAACUGAUGUUGAUUUAUUGGAUCAAGGUGAUGUGUUUGCUAAAGAUCUCAGUGGUGGUCAAAAACGUAAAUUAUCGGUAGCUAUAGCACUGAUUGGUGACCCCAAGAUAAUAUUUCUGGAUGAACCAACUGCUGGUAUGGAUCCUCACUCCAGGCGUCAUCUUUGGUCCCUCCUCAAGAAACAGAAAGCAGGAAAAGUUAUAGUACUUACCACUCAUUUUAUGGAUGAAGCAGAUGUACUUGCAGAUCGUAAGGCAAUUAUCAGUAAAGGUAAACUUCGAUGUUGUGGUUCAUCUUUAUUUCUAAAGAGUAAAUUUGGUAUAGGCUACCAUCUGAAUAUGAUAAGUGAACCAUCUUGUGAUGCUGACGAUGUGACGAAACUUCUUAAAGAAAAAAUAAAUGGUGUAGAGCAUAGAAGAUCACAUGGUAAAGAAUUAGCAUACACAGUACCAUUAAAUGAAGUGGACAAAUUUGCAGCAAUGUUUAAUUCUCUGGAGGAAAAAGGAUCUGAUGGUGUAACUAAAGCAGAAAAAAUGGGAAUAAAGAGUUAUGGUGUUUCCAUGACGUCAUUAGAGGAAGUAUUUUUGAAAUUAGGAAAUGAUGAAGAAUCUGAGGAUACCAAUGAUAAAUCAGCCAAUGGUACUAACAUGAUUAAUGUAAAUGAUGUUUCUGUCAAUAUAAACAAGAAUGGUACUCAAGAGGACGCCAACAAUCUUUUUAAUUCAAAGAAUUUACUUAAUUUGAAUAAAGGUAGUGCAUUAAUGAAACAAAGACUGAAAGCAUUUUUAAAGGUAUGUUAAUGGAAAUGGAAUUCAGUCUUUGAACAAAAUUAUACAAUAAAGGAACAACGAACAGAAAGUGAAACCCUGAACUAUCUUUAGUUACCCGGAUGACAGAAAAUUUUGACUAAUACUCAGAACGAUGUAUGUUAACCCAUGUCACAAGAAGAUGCUAAGUAUAAACAAGUCAUGGUCCAGUCACUACAUUUGUGACCAGAAAAUCCUGAUAAAAAAUCGGAAUGAUUUUUCUCCUCUGAAAGCCUUUUCAAUUCUGCUUGCAUAUCUAGUUAAAGUUGCAA
Messenger RNA from Patella vulgata (common limpet), 3176 nucleotides. RefSeq names its product cholesterol transporter ABCA5. The record is from RefSeq and is a predicted model, not a curated record. The coding region runs from base 127 to 2898 and encodes 923 amino acids. NCBI's taxonomy places the organism in Eukaryota, Metazoa, Mollusca, Gastropoda, Patellidae. Gene Ontology annotation, molecular function: lipid carrier activity; ABC-type transporter activity; ATP binding. Gene Ontology annotation, cellular component: intracellular membrane-bounded organelle; membrane. Gene Ontology annotation, biological process: lipid transport; transmembrane transport. The transcript has 17 exons.